UCGGCCGCGUUCGUCUUAUCGCGAGAACGCCGCCCGGUCACGAAGCCAAAGCAGAGCAACAUGGCGGAAGAGGAGGUGGCCAAGCUGCAGAAGCAUCUGGCCCUGCUGCGGCAGGAGUACGUGAAGAUGCAGCAGAAGCUGGCUGACACGGAGCGACGCUGCGCCGUCCUUGCUGCUCAGGUGUCGGUCCAAGGCCCAACCAGCCCAGCAUCUGCGGACACUUUUAUUAGCCGUCUUCUGGACAUUGUGUCGGACCUGUAUCAGCAGGAACAAUACAGUGAUUUGAGAGUGAAAAUUGCGGGGAGUCAGCUCAGUGCCCAUAAGUUUGUGCUGGCCGCACGCAGUGAUGUUUGGAGUCUCGCCAAUAUGGCCGCCACCUCAGAACUGGACCUGUCUGACUGCAAAGCCGAGGUUGCUACGGCAAUGUUGCGCUGGGCGUACACGGACGACUUGGAGCUCAGUGAAGACGAUGCGUUUCUUAUCGACUUGAUGAAGUUGGCCAACCGCUUUCAGCUUCAGAUGCUCCGAGAAAGGUGCGAAAAAGGUGUCAUGUCAUCGGUGAACGUCAGAAACUGCAUCCGCUUCUACCAAACGGCCGAGGAGCUGAACGCCACGACUCUAAUGAACUACUGUGGAGAGAUCAUAGCUAGUCACUGGGAUGAUCUCAGAAAAGAAGAUUUCAGCACCAUGAGUGCUCAACUUUUGUACAAGAUGAUCAAGUCUAAAACGGACUAUCCUCUCCACAAAGCCAUCAAAGUUGAGCGGGAGGAUGUGGUGUUCCUCUAUCUCAUUGAGAUGGACGCUCAGUUGCCAGGCAAGCUGAAUGAACUAGACCACAACGGCGAUCUGGCUCUCGACCUGGCACUGCAUCGAAAAUUGGAAAGUAUCGCCACCACUUUAGUUAACAGCAAAGCUGAUGUGGAUAUGGUGGAUCAGAGUGGAUGGAGUCUUCUGCAUAAAGCCAUCCAAAGAGGUGAUGAAUUCGCCUCCGUCUUCCUAAUUCGUCACGCCGCUCAGGUCAACGCCGCCACUGUGGGAGCGGUGGAAACGCCUCUUCACCUCGUCUGUUCUUUUAGCCCCAAGAAACACUCGACCGAAGUGAUGAGUGGCAUGGCGCAGAUUGCGGAGGCUCUGCUCAAGGCCGGCGCCAAUCCCAACAUGCAAAACAGCAAGGGCAGAACUCCCUUGCAUGAAGCUGUGUCUUCAGGGAACGAGCCAGUCUUCAACCAGCUGCUCCAAUGCAAACAGCUCGACCUAGAACUGAAAGACCACGAGGGCAGCACGGCUUUGUGGUUGGCUUUGCAGUAUAUCACCGUGUCCGCUGACACCUCUGUAAAUCCUUUUGAGGAUGAUGCGCCAGUUGAGAACGGCACCUCAUUCGAUGAGAACAGCUUUGCGGCGCAGUUAAUCCAGAGAGGGAGUAAUCCCGAUGCGCCCGACACAUCAACAGGGAACUGCCUGAUGCAGAGAGCAGCUUGUGCGGCCAAUGAGGCAGCUGCUCUUUUCUUAGCCACUCACGGGGCUAAAGUCAACCAUAUUAACAAAUGGGGGGAAAGCCCUCUUCACACAGCCUGCCGCUUUGGCCUUGCAAGUCUGACGGCGGAGCUGCUCCAGCAGGGUGCAAACCCCAACCUGCAGACCCUCAAGUCUCUGCUUGAUGACACUCUUGGUGUGGCUGCACAGACCCCUCUUCAUAUGGCCAUUGCUCAUAACCAUCCAGAUGUGGUCUCUGUUAUCCUCGAGCAAAAAGCAAAUGCAAUUCAUGCCUCCGAUAAUUUCCAGAUCAUUCCAGACUUCAGUCUCAAAGACUCUAUGGACCAAACUGUUUUGGGCUUGGCCCUCUGGACAGGUAUGCACACCAUCGCAGCUCAGCUUCUGGGCUCCGGAGCGUCUAUCAAUGACACCAUGUCCAGUGGACAAACCCUACUUCACAUGGCCAUCCAAAGACAGGACAGCAAGAGCGCCCUGUUUCUUCUUGAGCACCAGGCAGAGAUCAAUAUUAGGACCCAGGAAGGCCAAACAGCACUGCAGUUGGCCAUCAGUAAUCAGUUGCCACUGGUGGUUGACGCUAUAUGCACAAGAGGAGCUGACAUGUCUGUGGUGGAUGACAAAGGGGACCCUCCCUUAUGGCUUGCUCUGGAGAAUGGCAUGGAGGAUAUUGCAUCCACGCUGGUUCGUCAUGGCUGCGAUGCGACAUGUUGGAGCAAAGGCCCCUCUGGCUGCCAACAGACCCUCUUGCACCGAGCCGUUGAUGAGAACAAUGAGGUCACAGCUUGCUUUCUCAUCCGAAGUGGUUGCGACGUCAACAGCCCGAGGCGGCCAGGCCCAAAUGGAGAAGGAGAAGAAGAAGCCAGAGAUGGGCAAAUGCCUCUCCACCUAGCAAGCAGUUGGGGACUGGAGGAGGUGGUACAGUGCCUUCUAGAAUUUGGAGCUAAUGUCAAUACGCAGGAUGCAGAGGGUAGAACCCCUAUCCACGCUGCCAUUAGUAACCAGCACAACGUAAUCAUCCAACUCCUGAUUUCCCAUCCGGAUAUCCGUCUUAACAUACGCGACCGCCAAGGAAUGACACCAUUUGCCUGUGCCAUGACGCACAAAAAUAACAAAGCAGCAGAAGCCAUCCUCAAAAGGGAGCCAGGUGCCGCUGAACAGGUUGAUAAUAAAGGGCGUAAUUUCCUCCACGUGGCUGUGCAGAAUUCCGAUAUCGAAAGUGUUCUUUUCCUCAUAAGUGUCCAAGCUAACGUGAACUCCAGGGUUCAGGAUGCCGCUAAGCUCACCCCACUUCACUUGGCCGUGCAAGCUGGAUCUGAGAUCAUUGUUCGAAACUUGCUGCUUGCCGGGGCCCAAGUAAAUGAGUUGACCAAACAUCGGCAGACUGCCCUGCAUUUAGCCGCUCAACAGGAUUUGGCCACCAUCUGCUCCGUGCUGUUGGAGAACGGCAUUGACUUUGCUGCUGAGGAUGAGAAUGGCAAUAACGCUCUUCAUCUGGCAGUGAUGCAUGGCCGCCUUAACAAUAUCCGAUCCCUUCUCACAGAGUCCAAUGUCGAUGCUGAGGCCUUCAAUCUCAGGGGUCAGUCACCAAUGCACGUUUUAGGCCACUAUGGUAAAGAAAACGCUGCUGCCAUUUUUGAAUUGUUUCUGGAGUGUAUGCCCGAAUACCCUUUGGACAAACCAGAUAAUGAAGGGAACACAGUUUUGCUCCUGGCCUAUAUGAAAGGGAAUGCUAACCUGUGCCGUGCUAUUGUGAGGGCUGGUGCUCGCCUGGGCAUCAAUAAUAAUCAGGGCAUUAACAUUUUCAACUACCAAGUAGCAACAAAACAGCUGCUUUUUCGCCUUCUUGAUAUGCUGUCCAAAGAGCCUCCUUGGUGUGAUGGAUCCAACUGCUACGAGUGUGUCGCCAAGUUUGGAGUCACAACAAGGAAACAUCACUGCCGUCAUUGCGGGCGCCUCUUGUGCCACAAGUGCUCUAUCAAGGAGAUCCCCAUCAUCAAGUUUGACUUGAACAAGCCGGUGAGGGUGUGUGACAUCUGCUUCGAUGUACUAACUCUGGGUGGAGUGUCAUAAUGCAGCGGCCCGGAUUUUCCCCACCUACUAAUAAUGUUCAUCGGGUCGGGGUCCGACUUAGUUACUGGGCACAUCAUAAGGGACAGCAGGAGCAGCAAGAGAUUGGACAAUUCUGGACCGUUGUCUUUAUAUUAUGCCAGUCUUGUGAAAAAGCACUUGAGACCGGUUCUUCAUUUUGUUGUCGAUCAAAGAUAUAAAUGAAUAGAAAGCAGUUUAGUGACUGCUGGACUGAGUGAGGUCACUUCUUAAGCUCUAUGUUGUUUCCAAUGGUUAGCUUGUUUUUCAAUAAAAUAGUUGCUUCUCUUGGUCAUUGCAAUUCAAUGAUAAACAUCUCAAAAACACUGUUGGAAAGAUGUUGAUCUGUGGUUAAGUCAUUUCAUCAUCUGCAGGUUGUGCUACCUGCUCUGAGACAAAUGUUUCAUGCAUCAUGAUUCACAUACUCGAACCAUCCAAAUGAGAUUCAAAUGAUUAUCAAUCGAACUCUUGUGACUGUAGACUGUAUUACCUGGAUAAAUGAUUAAAUCAAUUAUGUUUUGUUAGACCCCGAAGCAAAAACAAGCACAUUUUAAUUUCACUUGUGUGGUGAAAAAAAAUAACUGCCCAGCAAUAUGAAAACAUUAAUUAGCAGGCUGUGAACCAUUAUUGAUCCAUAUAAUACAUAUUUAGUAUGUAUUAGUACUGACGAGCAACUAUAUGCCUGCAUGUACUAUAAUUUGUAGCAUUUCAUAAUGUCUUUUAUUUUUAUUUUUAAAUCAGUCAGCAUGAGUACAUUCCAGUUUUGACUUGACCAUGAGGUCCUUGUCAGUUGCGAUGACGAUAAUGCCUCAAGUCGAGGUGUCUCGACCUGACACAUUUACUGCUUUGAUUUUUCUAAAUCCAACAGGUGCACUUUAUAAAGAUCACAUGACAUGUCCAAUGGUUUUGGGAAGUGAGAACGAUAGGCAUGUUGAAUUGUACAGAUAAAUGUGUGAUAUUUUUGGCCACUGCUACCAUUUUUGUACUUAAUGCAGUUUGUGAUUGCCAUUGUGACAGACUUAAAUCUUGCCUUUGUUAAUCUUUUAUGCACAUUGUAAAAUCUUUUAUGCACAUUGUAUCGUAUCUGUAUGCUCAGAUAUCUAGCCCGUCUCUUCCAAGUGUAUCCUUAUACAGACAACUUUACAUAAAGAUCAUUUAAAACAA
Messenger RNA from Syngnathus typhle (broad-nosed pipefish), 4740 nucleotides. RefSeq names its product ankyrin repeat and FYVE domain containing 1 (gene ankfy1). Gene Ontology annotation, cellular component: ciliary inversin compartment. Bases 61 to 3561 code for a protein of 1166 amino acids. The record is from RefSeq and is a predicted model, not a curated record. Gene Ontology annotation, molecular function: metal ion binding; protein binding. Gene Ontology annotation, biological process: protein localization to ciliary inversin compartment. Lineage: Eukaryota; Metazoa; Chordata; Actinopteri; Syngnathiformes; Syngnathidae. The transcript has 25 exons.